AAUACUGACGGGCAGCGCCGCCUGCUGGAGGACUGAUGUACUGCGUCCACCGCUGGUGAUCGCGCGGGCAGCGUUGCCGUGUGUCGCGGUGCAUGUCGGGCCGCUGGCGGUGGAUCAUGGAGGGUUUGGGGCUUCAGGCCGUGGCUCUGAGCGACGGAUCCACUGCUUACAUACAGCAGACCAUCAGCGAUGGGAGUCUGGUGGAGGGAAACACCAUUCAGCUGGAGGACGGGACCACCGCGUUCAUUCAACACGUCACCGUUCAACAGAAAGAGUCGCUGGCGUUCGAGGACGGUCAGGCCGUACAGCUGGAAGACGGAAGCACGGCGUUCAUUCACCACACGCCUAAAGGGUUCGACCCCGGCGCGGUGGAGGCCGUUCAGCUGGAGGACGGCAGUACGGCGUACAUCCACCACCAGAUGAACACGGAUGCCGACGCCAUGGGCACGCUGGAGAACUACACCACCAAGCUGACGGGAUCAGAGGUGGAGGUCGAUGAAAAUAUCGAGAACACAAAUGGAGCGGAGCAGACCAGCAUACAGCUGAUGUUUGAGGGGAAGGUCUGGAGCUCCAGUAAAGUUCAGCAGGUCGGAGAGAAGAGUUUCCGCUGUGGACACACGGGCUGUGGCCGCUUCUACACAACAGCACACCAUCUGAAGGUGCACGAGCGCUCUCACACGGGCGACCGUCCGUACAGGUGCGAGGUGCCGUCCUGCGGUAAAGCGUUCGCCACGGGAUACGGCCUCAAGAGCCACCUGCGCACGCACACGGGAGAGAAACCCUACAAAUGCCCCGAGGACAUGUGCUACAAAGCCUUCAAAACCUCCGGAGACCUGCAGAAACACGUGCGCACGCACACCGGCGAGAAGCCGUUUAAAUGUCCGUUCGAGGGCUGCGGGCGUUCCUUCACCACGUCCAACAUCCGCAAGGUUCACACGCGCACGCACACGGGCGAGAGGCCGUACCUGUGUCCGGAGCCGUCCUGCGGGAGAGCGUUCGCCAGCGCUACCAACUACAAGAACCACAUGAGGAUACACACAGGUGAGAAGCCGUAUCUGUGUACGGUUCCCGGCUGCGGGAAGAGUUUCACGGAAUAUUCCAGUCUUUAUAAGCAUCAUGUGGUUCACACACACUGUAAGCCGUACACCUGCAGCCACUGCGGGAAGACCUACAGACAGACGUCCACGCUGGCCAUGCACAAGCGCACCGCGCACGGAGACUUCGACACCGCCGAGGACGACGCAGAGGUUUUUCAGGCGUCGCCGCAGGGCACCGAGCAGAACGAACGUGAUGCCGAAGUUACCAUGGAAACAGACGACAUCAUCAGCUCACACCUGCAGGUCCUCGGCACGGCCGUUACCAUGGUAACCCAGGAUGGAACCACCAUCGCCGUCCCCGCCCACCAGGGCCGCACUGGGCAGCAGGUCACCAUGGUUACAGAUGGCAAAGAGCUGCAGCCGGUUGCCAUAGUAACGUCAGACGACAUCAUGACCGAAGUGAGCUCGUCGCCGUACCAGCAGGUGGCGCUGCUAGCCACGGAGAACGGCACACAGAUCGCAGUACAGUUAGAAGAUCAGCAGACAUUAGAGGAGGCGAUCACCAUGGCAACAGCAGCAAUUCAGCACAGCGGACUGACCUCAGAUCAGUGACAGCUGAAAAUCACAGACGCCUUUUUAAUGUUUAGUGUGUAUGAGGGAGAAUUUGGUAUUUUUACUGCUUUGAGCCAGUAGAAGUAAAACAUGAUGAAAAUAAAGAUGUAUAUUUGUUAAUAAACAAGCUUUAUGCAGUA
This is a messenger RNA of Ctenopharyngodon idella (grass carp), 1789 nucleotides long. RefSeq names its product zinc finger protein 76 (gene znf76). Lineage: Eukaryota; Metazoa; Chordata; Actinopteri; Cypriniformes; Xenocyprididae. Gene Ontology annotation, biological process: regulation of transcription by RNA polymerase II; central nervous system development. Bases 93 to 1649 code for a protein of 518 amino acids. The record is from RefSeq and is a predicted model, not a curated record. Gene Ontology annotation, molecular function: RNA polymerase II cis-regulatory region sequence-specific DNA binding; DNA-binding transcription factor activity, RNA polymerase II-specific. Gene Ontology annotation, cellular component: PcG protein complex; nucleus; transcription regulator complex. The transcript is spliced from 13 exons.